Molecule: messenger RNA, 397 nt
Organism: Aspergillus welwitschiae
Lineage: Eukaryota; Fungi; Ascomycota; Eurotiomycetes; Eurotiales; Aspergillaceae
Exons: 1
Source: RefSeq, a predicted model, not a curated record
CAGAGAGAGUGAGAGUGUGUGUUUGUGUGAGAGAAGAGAGAACCCAUAUAGAAUUCACCCCUCUAAAAGGUUGUCUUGUCAGGAUUCGGACUGCUCACUCAGAGGCCUCGCGACUCAAUCUGCCAGGAUGCCCAAGGUCAAACAGCAGAAGCGCAAUAGCGCUUCGAAGGCCAGUCCCUAUGCCGAUGCGGCGGCAAAGACGAAGGCCGCCAACACCGUCUUCAAGAUGAAUACCGAUCUCGGCCAGCACAUUCUGAAAAACCCUGGCGUGGCUCAACGAAUUGUUGACAAAGCCGAGUUGAAACAGAGCGAUGUGAGUCGUCCACAAACUUGGCCCAUGUACCUUACAGAUUUGCCUAACCUGGAGGGGCUUUUUUUUUUAAUAGGUUGUUCUGGA